UAGGCCACCUUUUUUUCUUCAUUUUUUUUUCCUCUCUGGUUCAUAUGAUUAUACCCAGUAGUACAACGACUGUUGUAUGUAAAACGUAAGAGAGAGAGAGAAAUCAGAGAGAGAGAAGAUGGAAGGAAGUUCAAAGAGGAGCUCAAAAGGGAACAAAGAGAAAGACAUGUAUCAUAUUAUACACAAAGUUCCCUAUGGUGAUACUCCUUAUGUCAAAGCUAAACAUGCCCAGCUAGUUGAAAAGGAUCCAGAAGCAGCCAUAGUAUGGUUUUGGAAGGCGAUAAAUGCCGGAGAUAGAGUGGAUAGUGCCCUGAAGGACAUGGCAGUAGUGAUGAAACAACUUGAUAGAACUGAAGAAGCCAUUGAAGCUGUCAAGUCUUUCAGAGGACUUUGCUCCAAACAGGCCCAAGAAUCGCUCGAUAACGUCCUCAUCGACCUAUACAAGAAAUGUGGGAAAAUAGAGGAGCAGAUUGAUCUGCUAAAGCGAAAGCUAAGAUCAAUCUACCAAGGAGAGGCAUUCAAUGGAAAACCCACCAGGACAGCACGCUCUCAUGGAAAGAAGUUCCAAGUUUCUGUUAAGCAAGAAACUUCAAGAUUAUUGGGUAAUUUGGGGUGGGCCUACAUGCAGAAAUCAAAUUUUAUGAUGGCAGAGGUAGUUUACCAAAAAGCCCAGAUGAUCGAUCCAGACGCAAAUAAGGCCUGCAACUUGGCCCUCUGCCUGAUGAAACAGGGCCGAUAUGAAGAGGCAUAUUCUGUAAUUCAAGAUGUAUUACAGGGUAGACUUCCUGGCUCUGAUGAUUGCAAGUCAAGGAAUCGGGCGGAGGAGUUGAUCUUAGAACUAAGAUCCAUGCAGCCUUCACUAGAGCCGCCAGAUCUAGUGGGCCUUGAUGAUGAUUUUGUCAAGGGGCUUGAACAGUUGAUGAAUGAAUGGGGCCCAUUUAGAUCAAAGAGACUGCCCAUCUUUGAAGAGAUCUCUUCAUUUAGAGACCAGUUGGCAUGUUAAAUAGAUUAUUGUUCCUCUUUGGAUUUUUCUUCUUCAUGUAUAUAGGGUGUUUGAAAUGGGGUGUGUGAGAAAAUAGUUCUUUGGGAAUAGAAUAGAAUAAGGUUCCCUUAAAUGAUGGGGCCAAAAAAAAAAAAAAUUGUAAUGCUAGGGUGUAUCUUAGUAAUGGGACAGGACUGUUUGGGAUUGAAAUCCCCUCUCCAAUUUUGAGUAAUUGGAGGAGAUAUUAAUCCGACUGUUUGGGGCGUUUAGUGAAAUUGGACAGAAAUUUCAUCAAUUUUGUUACCUGAUUUACUAAUAAUCUUAUUGUUCAGGUAAUAAAUUGUUGAAGAACCGAAUCCAAUAAAUUUGGUUGUUGUGCCAUAAUAAAGAAGUAGAUGGGAACCAACAUUUGAUUGGUUCCACUUGUUGGUUA
Messenger RNA from Corylus avellana, 1415 nucleotides. RefSeq names its product Tetratricopeptide repeat (TPR)-like superfamily protein (gene ATSDI1). Lineage: Eukaryota; Viridiplantae; Streptophyta; Magnoliopsida; Fagales; Betulaceae. Gene Ontology annotation, molecular function: protein binding. The record is from RefSeq and is a predicted model, not a curated record.